CUCAUCCCUCAGCAACACCUUGGGAGGGGAAGAUGAUACCCAAUCAAAGACAGAGCGAGAAGACAAGAAAGAGGAAAUAACAUUUACGCACCGUCUCUGUCUGGGUAGUUGUUUUAGUAACAAAACAGCAGCCUUAGCUUUUUACGAAGCUUAAAAAGACAGUUAGCUAUGCAUCUAUCCUAGCCUAGCUUAUUCAGUUCAAUAUUUGUGCUCUGACUGAUACAACUGAGUAUAUAAACCAGAAUGGCUCAGUGGGAAAGACUGAGGCAGCUCUCUCCUACCUACUGGCAACAGCUUCAUGAGCUUUACGACAGGGAUGGGUUGCCUAUGGAGGUGCGCCAUUACCUUUCGGCCUGGAUUGAGAAGCAGGAAUGGCAACGAGCAGCAAGGGACUAUGGCCUUGCAAUGGUGCUGUACCAGGUCUUGUUGGAGCAUCUGGAUAUCCAACACAGCCGCUUUGUCCAUGACAUGUCAUUCUUACAACAGCACCACAUCAGACGCUAUAAACAGAGCUUCCAGAUGUAUCAGGAUGAGCCCUGCGCUUUGGCAAGCACAAUCCUGUGGUUUUUAGAAAAGGAGAAGGAAAUCCUGAACAGUGCUGAGAUGGAAAAAAAGUUGGAACUUUUGCAUGUUGAGCAGGAAGCCAUGGAGACGAGUUGUCAACAGGAGCUUGAACGUAAAAUGGCUGGAUUAAGGAAUGAUGUUCAGUGUUUGGAACAUGAAAUUGUCUGUCUGGAGGAGCAGCAAGAUGAGUUUGAUUUUAAAUACCAAACCCACAAGAUGGAAGCUGUGACAGAUGAGGCGCAGAAGAAUGAACGGAUGAAGCUGUUUCAGUCACUAAUCAACAAACUGAAUGAAUGUAGAAAGAGCACCCUAGCAGACCUGAAGAAACUUCUAGACCGAGCUGAAGCUCUGAUCAACCUGUUGGUGCGGGGGGAGCUGGUGGAUUGGCAGAGGAGGCAGCAGAAAUCCUGCAUCGGUGCUCCAGACAAUGUUUCCCUCGAUCAACUGGAAAAGUGGUUCACCUGUGUGGCAGACAGUCUUUUUCAGGUGAGGGAGUUUCUCAAUAAACUUGAGGAGCUAGUGGGGAAAAUGACCUAUGAAAACGACCCAAUUAAGGCCCAGAAACCUGCCCUACAGAAGAGAACAGAUGCUCUUCUUAAAGACUUACUCAAGAGUUCGUUUGUGGUUGAGACUCAGCCAUCCAUGCCUCAGGGAAAAGGCCCCCUGGUUCUGCGUACUAAUGUCCAGUUUUCUGUCAAAACAAGACUUCUGGUUAAGUUUCCUGAGCUGAACCACUCCAUGAAAGUGAACGUAUCCAUGUCCAGGGAGGCUCCUCAAAUCAAAGGAUACCGGCGCUUUAAUGUUCUUGGAACCUCCACUAAAGAUCUGAAUAUGGCUGAGAGCCUCAGCGGAGGCAUGGUUGCAGAUUUCAGACAUCUGACUCUGAAGGAGCAGAAAUCUGGAGGAAGUGGAAAAGGGAUUAGCGACAUUUCCCUGAGUGUUACAGAGGAGCUCCACAUCAUCUACUUCAACACUGUGUUUGAGCUGAAAGGCUUUUCAGUAGAGCUGCAGGCGUCAUCCCUUCCUGUGGUCAUUAUCUCAAACUCCAGCCAGCAGCAAAGUGCCUGGGCGUCUAUCCUCUGGUUUAACAUGCUUAGCCAGGAUUCAAAGGAUGUAAUGUUUUUCGCCAACGUUCCUUCAGCUCCUUGGCCACAGUUUGGAGAGAUGUUGAGCUGGCAGUUUCUCUCAGCUACAAAACGUGGUCUGGAUGAUGAUCAGCGCAACAUGAUUGCAUACAAGCUAUUUGGAUGGCAGCAAAACUAUGACAACUGCAAAGUGACAUGGUCAAAAUUUACAAAGGAUAACUUUCCUGAAACUUUCUGGGUGUGGUUUGAUGGCAUCCUGGUGAUGGUGAAAACCUACCUAGAGAACCUCUGGAGGGAAGGUCUUAUCAUGGGUUUUGUGAGCAAAGGUAAAGAAAAGUCCCUCCUGAAAAAGAAGAAAAAGGGCACGUUCUUGUUGCGCUUCAGCGAAAGUGUGGUCGGAGGAAUCACCUUCUCCUGGGUGGACAUAGACUCAUAUGGUGAGCCUGACAUAAAGACAGUCCAGCCCUUCACCAAAGUGGAUCUCUGUCAGAUCCAAUUCCACGAAAUUCUCAGAAAUUUCCAGAUCUUAGAAGAUGAAAACGUCCCAGAAAACCCUCUGCGGUUCCUUUAUCCAGACACCCCAAAAGAUGAGGCUUUUGGGAAGUGGUACUCUGAGAACACUGGAGAUGAAAAUCCUUACAUGAAGUACAUCAAAACCAAGCUGAUGUUUGUCUCUAAAGAGAAAACUCUGGACCCUAGGUCACCCAUGUCCUGUGACAUGACACAGGGUGAAGGCCUGGAGCCAGUGAAUGGCCCGUAUGGGGAGGCAGCUGAACAAGACGAUGAGCCUGAUCUUCUGCAGUCACAACUGGAAGCCUUUCAGGAUCCCAUGCUGAGCGGCUCUCUUGAACCCCCUGAUGAAGAUCUCCUGUGGAACAUCGACGACCCUAUCCCAACUGACUACGACUUCACACACCCCGACUUGCUGACAGAUUUGAGCUUUUCAGCACUUAACUUCCCACCCGCACAAGCCUGUGGAGGCAAUUUACAAUAGGUCUGUGCAGGCCUAUUAUACCAUCUGGCAAAUAAUCCAUUGACUAACUCUUAGUUGCUUGCAUCAAAAAAACUCAUGUAUACAAAUGUGAUGCAGGUAAACUAAUGAAUACAACUAUAACAGCUUGUUUAGUUUCCUAUCAUGUGAAUGAGCCACCUUCAAUCUGCUUCACUCAUGUAUAAUAUAAACCACACUUCAAUGACCGAAGAAGCUGAUUCAAAUGCACUGCCAGCCUGGAAUUUUGGAACCCCAGUACUUUUAGAUCAUAGACAGAACUAAUAUUGAAAUAAAACUGACCACGGUGGGAAAAAUUGUAUGAAGCACUUUACACCGUCUUGGCAAAGCGGCACUUGAGUUAUUAUCUUGUUUGGGAUCAAGCUUUUGCUAAAUAAUUUAAAUGUUUUGAGCUGGAAGCAAAACAGACCCUGUGAAGACUUUUCCUUGUGACACUCCUCUAAUAAUUUAAUAUUUUUUCAAUUCUGUAAAACUGAUAAAGAUUUCCCAUUUUCCCUGUUUUCUUUUUUUUUGUUCAAAGCUUGGCUUGUCCUUUCUGUCUCUUUCUAUUUAAGCCCAGUCCAUUAUUAUUUUGAGCUUUAUUUUUGUACAUAGGUUUUUCUGUUCUUGCACUUUCACAAAGAUGGUCAUUUCUGGUAAAAUGUAUGCGUUUGACUUUAUUUAACCUUAUCCAUCUCGAUUUGUGUAUCUCUUGUGAAUUAUUUCUAAUUUAAUAUCUUUUUCAAACUUGAGUCCAAUUGGCUUACCCCCCUGUUAAUUCAUAAUUCUUUUGCUGUUUUUGUUCAUCUAAUUUAAUGUAAUAAACCCUGUUUGAUGGAUUAUUU
Molecule: messenger RNA, 3482 nt
Organism: Cyprinodon variegatus (sheepshead minnow)
Lineage: Eukaryota; Metazoa; Chordata; Actinopteri; Cyprinodontiformes; Cyprinodontidae
Gene: stat2
Product: signal transducer and activator of transcription 1-alpha/beta-like
Exons: 24
Coding region: 244-2643 (799 amino acids)
Biological process (GO): defense response; regulation of cell population proliferation; type I interferon-mediated signaling pathway
Molecular function (GO): RNA polymerase II cis-regulatory region sequence-specific DNA binding; DNA-binding transcription factor activity, RNA polymerase II-specific
Source: RefSeq, a predicted model, not a curated record